Molecule: messenger RNA, 1962 nt
Organism: Botrytis porri
Lineage: Eukaryota; Fungi; Ascomycota; Leotiomycetes; Helotiales; Sclerotiniaceae
Exons: 1
Coding region: 1-1962 (653 amino acids)
Source: RefSeq, a predicted model, not a curated record
AUGUCGUCUCCUUACGCAGAUCUUCCGCUCCUGCGCCCUGAUAAGCAAGUUAGAUUGCUUCGGCUGGAGCAAUCGUCACCUGAUCGUGAUGACUAUUGCUUCAGCUUGACGGUUCACAACUUUUGCGAUGAUGUGUAUCACCCACGAUACAUUGCCAUUUCGUACACUUGGGGAGAUUUCGUCCCACUCAUGCCGAUAACUUUGAACGGUAAAAGGAUGCGAGUGCGAUUCAAUUGCUGGUAUGCUCUGUGGCAGAUGAGACACCAUGGCGUCACCGAUUAUUUGUGGAUUGAUUCGUUAUGUAUCAAUCAAGACAAUAAUGAAGAGAAGAAUUUUCAAGUGGCCAUCAUGGGUUCGAUAUACGAGUCGGCGUUGUGGGUCGCAAGUUGUAUUGGCACUGGUGACACAAUUGGUGCCAUACAGCCCACCUCAGCAAACGAUGGCGGCGAAGAAGCUAAGAUCACCAGGGAGAAACUCCGUGGAAGGUUUGAUCAAAUACCGUAUUUUGAUAGAGUUUGGAUUAAACAGGAAAUUAUACUUGCGCGCGACAUUACGCUUUUCUACGGAUUGAAGAGCGUCUCAUGGCAAAUUUUUGAUAUGUUAAUGUGCAUUGAACAGAGACUAUUGGGGCAAAAUUUGGCCUCAGAAGAAAGUGCUGACUGUGGUAUGUCCGAUACCUUGGAGAACACCGAAGAUCCUUCAAGUAGCUUUUACAGAUGGGGUCAAAUGCGGGAGUAUUCCAUUCAGGAAGCCGAGAUGAAUUCUACCACCUUACAACUUUGUAAUCAUCGCUCAAAUUCAAAAUCUGGUACAUUUGUGGAUUUGGUUCUCCGCUAUAAAACAGCAAAAGCUACCAACCCCAGGGACAAAAUAUACGCUCUUCUCUCUCUGCUUCCAAAGAACGAUCUCAUCCGACAAAACUUGGUAAUUGACUAUGAACAGCCUACAUUUCAUCUGUUUCAUGCCGUUACACGUUUAUUGUACAGUACAUAUGAAGAUUUGGAAAUUGGACAGAAGCAUCAGGUCCUUGAUUUGAUUAGGGAAUGGCUAGACAUUAACGAGCAUAACCUGGAAAUGGAUGAAUACUUGAGAUCAGUUCCACCUUCACCAUCAGACUGGUUACCAUCUUCGACGUCAGAUUUGAGUAAUUCCUGGCUUAAAGCAAUCGAUCCUCAUAUUAGACUUGAUAUAAAGGAAUUGUGCCAGAUUCCUCAGCAAAAUGAACUCCACGCCAAUCUGAACCUUCAAGCUGAGGAGCACUCGCCUUUAACAUUGCUUGAACACAUCAAUACGUGGCGGCAGGACGAUGAGAAAUGGUCCAAAGAACAUAUCAAUGAGCUUUUGCCUGCCAAUCUUAAAACUUCGAGAGUUACCAUUAUGUGGCCAAAUCUACAUACGGAUAUCUUUCCAGCUAUGAAGGAGUUUCUUGUCAAUGCAGAUGUUCGAGACGGAGAUUUCAUUGCAAAAAUAGUUUGGGGUAAAUCCGAAAUUAUAUUCAAUGCCGCAGAUCAUUGGACUGCGGCAUAUGCUGUUUUGCGCACGAUGAAAGUUAAGGAUAACGGCAAAGAACUAGGCAACGAUGAUGACUCGUUCAUGGAUACCUCCGACGACGUUCUCGACGACUCAUCGAAUCGCGAAUCAGAAGAGCAGCAAGGCACAGAUGCUUUUCUCACACUCCAUAGCUGGGCCAUUCCGGUGAGCCAAGACCUCAAAAUCCUCACGGAAGGCGAAAAUUCGGAUCUUUCUGACGUAUACCGGAGCCAAAACCCGGGCGUGUUAACCCUACAUCAUCGAGACGCCUUGAUACCACUGAUUUUGAACGAUAGACCAUUACAUGCAUUGCUGUAUCCCGCCCCCACCGGAUCGUACUUAUCAACUAUUCAAUUAGACAACAAUGUGGAAUGCAAAUCUGAGCCUCCUUUGAAACAAUUGUCCGAUUAUAUUAGUGACGUGUUUGGGUGA